Aspergillus costaricaensis CBS 115574 is the source of this 1614-nucleotide messenger RNA. Its product is annotated as tetrahydrofolylpolyglutamate synthase. The record is from RefSeq and is a predicted model, not a curated record. The transcript has 4 exons. Lineage: Eukaryota; Fungi; Ascomycota; Eurotiomycetes; Eurotiales; Aspergillaceae. Bases 1 to 1614 code for a protein of 537 amino acids. Gene Ontology annotation, molecular function: ATP binding; tetrahydrofolylpolyglutamate synthase activity. Gene Ontology annotation, biological process: tetrahydrofolylpolyglutamate biosynthetic process. Gene Ontology annotation, cellular component: cytosol; mitochondrion; cytoplasm.
AUGCCGUCAAUCCAGUUCAUGCCUGAAAUGGACCCUCCAUCGAACACAGCUUAUCCCUCUGCUGAACGGGAGGGGGGAAAGAAUGUAGAAGCAAUUACAUACAAUGACACCCUUCGCCAGCUAAACACGCUCAACACCAACUUUGCGUACCGCCAACUCGCCAUCAAGACAGCGGACCGUAGUGUCUUCAUCCAGGACAUGCUGAAAUGGUGUCGUGCAGUGGGAUAUGAGAGUCCCGAUUUCGAUCCCCUGAAUGCGGUGCACAUUGCCGGAAGUAAAGGCAAAGGUUCCACCUCGGCGUUUAUCUUCUCGAUUCUGUCCGAAUACCAAGGCCACGAGAACCCAAUCAAGAAGCUGGGGCUCUACACAUCACCUCAUCUGCGCACCGUCCGAGAGCGCAUUCGGAUCAGCCCGUCCAACGACACCCCUUUCCACCACACCUCCCUGACCGAGGACCAAUUCGUCCAGUACUUCUGUGAUGUCUGGGGCCGACUCGGUCUGACAGAGGAGACCUCCAAGAGCGGUCCUCCCUUUGCCCGCUUCCUCACGCUCAUGGCCCUUCACGGGUUCCUGCAGGAGAAAGUCGACACCGCCGUGGUCGAAGUGUGUCUCGGUGGGCGACAUGACUCAACCAACAUCCUCCACAAACCUAGCGUCAGCGCCAUCACGAGUCUCGCCCUCGAGCACACCGACCUGCUAGGCAACACUAUCGAGGAGAUCGCCUGGGCUAAAGGCGGCAUCAUCAAGCCCGGUGUCCCGAUCCUGACUAUUCCCCAAGCUCCCGGCGCUACCGCUACCCUGCAAAAGAUCGCAGCCGAAGUGGGAGCGCCACUGACCAUUGUCCCCGUGCACCCAGAAGUGGAGACCAUGGAACUGGGACUAGCAGGAGACUUCCAGAAGAUAAACGCUAGUUUGGCCAUAGCCGUCGCGGCGACCCAUCUACGCAACAUGGGCUACUCGGACAUUCCCGAGGACAUCACCUCCGCUCCCCUACCGGAGAAAUUCCGUCGCGCCCUGGAGACCGCCAGCUGGCCGGGCCGCUGCGAGACGCGGGACUGCCGGUCCGGUCGGUUCCAUCUGGAUGGCGCGCACACCGUGGAGAGCAUGGACCUGGUCGGAUCCUGGUUCGCGAAGAAGGCCGCACCGCAGCAGGACUCCGCCAAGCGGGUCCUUAUCUUCAACCAGUCUACCCGCGAUGCCUUCACCCUCGUGCGCCACCUCCGGGACAGUAUUCGUCAGACUGCGGGUGCUGGGACUAGUCUGGCCGAGAAGCCAUUCCACCAUGUCAUCUUCUGCUCCAACAUUGCCUGGGAGAAGGAUGAGACGGCGGAUAUGGAGCGCGCGUCCAUGACUUUCCAUGGUAAUGCAGGCGAGGAGAACCUCAACCUCCAGGCCCAGCUGAGCACUUACUGGCGCGGUAUCCCCGGUGAAGAGUUGACGGGUAUUACUGUCGUGCGCACCGUCGAGGAAGCUAUUCGCUGCGCUGGGGGUGUUGGCAGCGUCGGUGGCCAGGGCCGUGUGCCGCCGCUUGUGCUUAUCACGGGUAGUCUGCACUUGAUUGGAAGUGCGUCGGAGGUGUUGGAGACCCUCGAAGAAGAGGGCCUUUACUUAUGA